Molecule: messenger RNA, 723 nt
Organism: Hibiscus syriacus
Lineage: Eukaryota; Viridiplantae; Streptophyta; Magnoliopsida; Malvales; Malvaceae
Product: ribulose bisphosphate carboxylase small chain, chloroplastic-like
Exons: 3
Coding region: 73-621 (182 amino acids)
Source: RefSeq, a predicted model, not a curated record
ACACUAAUAAGGUAUUCCCGAGUCUUUUAUAUAACUCUUAGCGUAUACUACUGGUAACCGGCUGUAUCGGCAAUGGCUUCCUCAAUGAUCUCAUCGGCAACCAUUGCCACCGUCAACCGCUCCUCCCCGGCUCAGGCCAACAUGGUCGCCCCCUUCACCGGCCUCAAAUCCUCCUCCGCUUUCCCCGGCACCAGGAAGGCCAACAACGACAUCACUUCCCUUGCUAGCAACGGUGGCAGAGUGCAAUGCAUGCAGGUGUGGCCUCCACUUGGGAAGAAGAAGUUCGAGACUCUCUCGUACCUUCCCACUCUCACUACAGAACAAUUGGCUAAGGAAAUCGACUAUCUUCUCCGUUCUAAAUGGAUUCCUUGCUUGGAAUUCCAAUUAGAGCACGGAUUCCCGUACCGUGAGAACCACAGGUCGCCAGGGUACUACGACGGACGCUACUGGACCAUGUGGAAGCUCCCCAUGUUCGGGUGCACCAAUUCAUCCCAGGUUCUGACUGAGUUGGAAGAGUGCAAGAAGGAAUACCCCGAGGCAUUCAUUAGAAUCAUCGGAUUCGACAACGUGCGUCAAGUGCAGUGUAUCAGUUUCAUUGCCCACAAGCCCAAAGGAUAUUAAUAAGCUGUUCACGUUUGAGUUCCUUCCCUCGUAGGGAGUUCCAUUUGUUUUCAAAAGUUGUACUUAAAUUAAGCUCUCAAAAAGACUCUAUUUCUUUUGGUC